Coffea eugenioides is the source of this 1017-nucleotide messenger RNA. RefSeq lists its product as uncharacterized. Lineage: Eukaryota; Viridiplantae; Streptophyta; Magnoliopsida; Gentianales; Rubiaceae. Bases 350 to 940 code for a protein of 196 amino acids. The record is from RefSeq and is a predicted model, not a curated record. The transcript has a single exon.
AAGUUUACCACAGGCUCACAGCACACUACUAUAGUCAAAACAGCCUGCUCCUCCGCGAAUCUCUUUUUAGUGGUACAUAACAUUACCACGCGCCAAUAGGCCUGUGAAAUCACCCCUUCAACCUUUACCUAUCUAUAGUACAAUCUGCUUGCUGUACAUCAAGAAAACCAGCCCCUUUUCUCUAAAGGUACUGUUCCUUCCUGCAAGAAGAGGAAAGAGAGCAGAAACACAACUGAAAUUACCCAAAACAAAACAACAGUAAACAAAAGAAAAAAUCAUUAGCCAUCAAAAUUGAACCUUUGAAGGCCUCAGUCUUUAAGUUUUAACCAUCCAAAGCAUCCAAUCAACCAUGGCAGAACAGAUUAUAGAAGAAGAACCCACAACUUUCCCACCUUCAACUUCACCUCCCUCGCAAAAUCAAGCCCAACAAGAGUUACCAACUCCAUCGAACACCUCCAUGCUUCUCUUAAGGAUUAUGAGCAAAAGAAGAACAUGGGUCUGCCUGUUUUUUGGUGUUUACACGGUUUUGUUAUCGCUUUCUUGGAAUUUCCUUAAAUCAGUUCUUGCUUGGUAUGAAACAACUUUGAUGAACUCUUCAUCAAGUUCAGCAUCAUCAUCAGUUUAUUCAGGUUGGCCAGCUUUGUAUGCAUCAGCUCUUUUAGGUGUGGCUUUUGGAGUGCUCUCCAUGGUGACAGCCUUGGCUGUGGCUGUUCCUGCUACUUUGGUUACUUGGAUUACUGUGCUGGUUUUGCUGACUUUUUGUGGGAAGCCCAGAAGGACUUUGGUGAUGGAAGGCAAGAAAUUGACUGCUGAUAUUACUGGAUUUGUAGUGAAGGUUUUGCUCAAAGAAGGGAAUAUUGUGGCCGCACUUUGUGCUGUUCUUGGAUAUUUUGCAUUUGUUAGGAGAGGCAAAGAAAAUGCUACUGCUGGUGACUAUUAGAUCUGACUCUAAACAAUAAUUUUUGUGCAUGUUUCCUUGACGAAAUUCAGAUGGUGGUCUUAGACUAUUAGGCUGGA